AUGUGCACGUUGACUUUCAGUGCUCGUCGUGUCGGGGCGUACCUGCACGUGGCCACCGUGGGAAUUCUGGUUUUCGUUCACAGAGCGACUGCGGGCUACGUCGCUGGCAUUGCGCCUACGGCGCCUCCCCUCUCGCAUCGUUGCUUGGGCGCGCCGGAAUGGGCUCUUUGCUUUGCGCUUAUCGCGCGGGGUAGUGGACAGGACGCGUGCGCGUCGGGACGGUCGUCGGAAGUUGAUGAGCUUGGCCACCGCCUCGGUGCUUCUCGACUAAUCUCUAUCGGAAGAAUUCAAGCCAGAAUCGUCGGAUUUCUCGUGAGACGCGGUCGUCUGCUUCGCCCGGCGCUUCUUCGUCGCAGUGAGGAAACGAUCUUCACUUCUGACGGACGGUUUAUCAUCUCCUUCAAGUGGAGGCAAACGCCUUGGCUCUUCUCUACUGGACGCAUUCAAGCCCAGAGCCUUCUCUACGCGGUUCUACCGUUGGACGACCCUUUUCUCGUCGUGCGGAUCUGCUUCUCCCGACGCACGGCGCAAGGCGCACGGCGCACGGCACACCAACAUGUCGCACGGCAUUCGCCUCUUGAGGACCGAUCUUCUUGGUUGAGUGGAGAUAACCUUUCUUCUCACGUGGGCCUGCUUCAUCCUUCGCACGCGCUUGAAGACAGAGGCAUCCGUCGCACGGGCGCAUGA
Closterium sp. Yama58-4 is the source of this 687-nucleotide messenger RNA. Lineage: Eukaryota; Viridiplantae; Streptophyta; Zygnematophyceae; Desmidiales; Closteriaceae. The record is from the annotation of a GenBank genome assembly.